Molecule: messenger RNA, 3281 nt
Organism: Nomia melanderi (Alkali bee)
Lineage: Eukaryota; Metazoa; Arthropoda; Insecta; Hymenoptera; Halictidae
Gene: bond
Product: elongation of very long chain fatty acid james bond protein
Biological process (GO): fatty acid elongation, monounsaturated fatty acid; very long-chain fatty acid biosynthetic process; fatty acid elongation, polyunsaturated fatty acid
Cellular component (GO): endoplasmic reticulum membrane
Molecular function (GO): fatty acid elongase activity
Source: RefSeq, a predicted model, not a curated record
CGGACAUAAUUUGCAUGCGAAGCGCCUGGCGACGGUAUAUAACCGGCUGCCAUCAAACGAUUCUUCUAUUUGAUAAGUGUCUCUCGGUUCCUAGGAUGAGUCCACCGUAAAAACCGCGAGCUGCCCCCUCCGGAUCCACGAAGGUCGCUUUCAGAGACGCACGAUAUUCGGGCUGUAAGGACGACAGCCUUGAAACCGUGAAACAUUUCGCGUUACUGUUCUGCAUCUUCAUCCCUUCCUCCGAGCUGCUCCCAGAUGAGAGGCGGAAGUCAUGAUUUAAUAACGAGCUAGCGAACCUGCGAGUGGUGGGGCACAACCGUAAAACAUCGGGGUUUUGGUCCUCUUCGCCGCUGUUGUCGUCGCCGGUUGAUCAGUUUUUGGUUAGCAGCUGCACCUUCACCAUCGCCUCUGUCAGGUAACACCUCCCGAAGGAUUCGAAGCUGGCCAAGCUGGAACUUGGACGGGAAGAUCCUCGUUGAAUCGUGAGUUCGUCCGGGAGAACCUCCGGUAAAUCUGCAAAAUGGCGGGUCUGAUUCACACGUUGGUCAGCAAUUACAAUGAGAUCGAGGAGAGUAGCAAAGACGCGAGUGUGGCGUCUUGGCCAUUGAUGGGGUCACCUGGCCCAGUAUUGUGUAUCGUGGGCGUCUACUUAAUGUUCGUACUGAAAGUUGGGCCCAAAAUGAUGGAGAAGAGACCGGCUUAUCAGCUGAACUCGACGUUGAUCGCUUACAACGCCUUCCAAGUCCUCUUCAGCUUAUGGUUACUACUCAAGUUAGUGGACAUGAACAUAAUAAGAGCGAUCGUCUCGCCGAAGUGUGACGUGGACAGCAAAUCCACCGACCCGGCCACGCAAUCCUCGUUGACGAGAAACGGUUGGUGGUACUUCACCGCGAAGAUAAUGGAGCUCCUGGACACGGUUUUCUUCGUGCUCCGGAAGAAGCAGAAUCAGAUCUCCUUCCUGCACGUAUAUCAUCAUUCGAUGACAGCGACGUUGUCGUGGUUCUACGUUCGAUUCAUGCCGAGCGAGCAAGGCGCUAUCGUCGGUUUGCUGAACACUUUCGUGCACGUCGUCAUGUACACGUAUUACCUGCUCGCGGCGAUGGGGCCGCAGUACAAGAAAUACUUGUGGUGGAAGAAGUAUUUGACCGUGAUCCAGCUGGUUCAAUUCCUCAUAGUGCUGACCUACCUGUGCAUGCUGCUCGCGAUGGACUGCAAGGUGUCGAAGUCCCUCACGUAUUUCUUCAUCACGAACAUGGUGAUCUUCCUGUAUCUGUUCGGCAACUUCUACAGAAAAACCUACAACAAGAAGACAGUCUAACACUUUGCGCCCCAAACGAGUGGCAGGAUACGUAUAUCCUAGCGACUGACAAGUGCAAUUAUUCGUUCAGAGUCACACGUGAAAGAUUCCGGAAGCUCCGACCGUUAAUGAAUGAUUCCUGUUCGCGAUAAGCUGAGUAUCGAUCCGCUUGAUUCACUGAAAUGGGAUUAAUCCUCGAGCGUAACCGAAGUCUGAAAUUGGACAAGCAUCGACCUUGUUCCGAUAGCUAAACGAUCGAACGACAGCUUAGAGAGAACGGAAGAUCGAAAAUCGAAGGAACAAGGAAAGGCAUGAAUGGAACCGUACUACGUCGAGCAGCGCGAUUGGCCGAAAUUCGAACGCGAGAACAGGAAGAGGAUUAUUUUACAAAUCGAGCUCGUGUUAUUCGCCUUUUCGAACCAUUUAUUAACAAAUCUGACGCGUCGAUCGCGCAAUGAUCAUCGAUGAUUCCUUACGAAUUACUUGGGAACAUACUGCAACGUCAGAAGUGUGAUACUAAAUUAUAUUCUAUUAAUAGAACAUUAUUCCCGUGUGUGAACCCUUUGCAUUAGAAAGUUUCUGGAAACAUUCCAAAUAUUCCAAUAAUCUACCAUAUUCUUGAAACUGAGAAAACAAAUUUCAAAGUCUCUUGAUUUACUAACAAUAGAUUAUUCGAAGUCUAAAUUAUUUCAUAUCAAUGUUUGUAUCGGUGUACAGAUUAAUGUUGUUAAUAAUUCCCAUCGAAUCUAGCGACGAUUCACCUGCCGAGUGCAAAGGGUUACCGUGAAGCGGCGGAAAUCUGGAGCAGUGACGGGCGUUUCCGCGAUGUAGGCCAAUGGGACCGUCGGAGGCCCGUUGUUCAAAGAGGUGCCGAUUAUGUAUCCGUGUCUCCGGCUGGGAAUGCACGGCGGACGGAGAGGAACCGAAACCGAAUCCACAUCGCCGGGGGCUUCCCGUUUUCGGUCCGAGUCGGCUGUGACCCGAAAUACGAGGACCGUUGCUCCGUUGCGCUGCCACGCGCUGCCGAACGAACGGUAACUGCUUUUUAUUCGGCGGACGAUUCACGCGACGCGUCGACUCUGGUUCGUUAUCUCGCAACCUGUUCCGUGGAGCCAUUUUUCUCUUCUAUCGAGAUCUGCUCGACACGUUCUAGUAUGCUAAUUCGCCGAUUAGCUCGAAUACUCUCCGAAUCCUUCGCGUGUGUCUCUACUCACUUGGAACUGAUGUAGAGUUUGUUGACUUUAAUCGUUGCAUUUGAAUAAUGUAAUAAUUUCAGCGAUUCGAUAACUUAAUUUUACAUCCUUUCCUAUUGGGGAUCUUGGUGUGUUUCUGAGCGAAUGAGAAUUUAUUGGAGAUCGAAGAUCGAUGGAAACAGGGAUUAUGAUGAAAGAUAACUACUGUGACAUUUUCGAGGCUAUUUUUCAGGGGACCUACUUUCUGGUUUAGCUGAUGAGUCUAGCGAUACUAACGAGGCCUUUUGUACGGUUUUUAAUUUGAAUUUUAACGGUGACUUUCUAUGUGGAAUCAUUUAUGCCUUAGGACACUACGACCCUCUUUUUAAUUGGGAGCGUCUGUACAGCGUCUGUGUGACUUCUGAACACAACCCGAGCCGAUCACUUAGUACACGGAACGAACAAUCGAGUUUUGUUAAUUAGUAUGAGGGGCAGAGAAUAUUUUUGUACGUUUCAUGGUACGGUGAAUAGGAUAGUCGACUCGGGCUGUGUCGAAUAAUAUCGAAUUCGAGCGAUCCCGUCGAUUCGUUUGGAAACUGGUGUAUUUAUAGAUUGAUAAUAUUUGAGACGCGUCCGUACCACUUUUCGAGCGAAUCGAUGGAUCUCCCCGUUCUCUGUAUUUAAUACAUCUGUCGCGAUCGACGCGAUGCGAGCGAAACAGCUGUUAAUCGUGACACGUGGAAGCGAGUAAUAUAGUUGUAAUUAGUGAAAUACGGUUGAGGAGUGUGAAUACAUUUAUUAUACGAUACGAA